CGGGCUGGCUGGCGGGCGCGGCCGGGCCCCUCGGGCGGGCUGGGGCAGCGGAGCGCGGCGCUGCAGCCAUGGCGGGCGGCGGGCGGCUGCUCGGGGUGUCGCUGUGGGCGCUGCUGGCGCUGCUCGGGCAGCCACCCGCGCUGGGGCGGCCCCGGGAGCGCCUCCGCGUGCGCUUCACCCCGGCCGUGUGCGGCCUGCGCUGCGUCCACGGGCCCGCCGGCUCCCGCUGUACCCCGAUCUGCGCGCCCCGCAACGCCACCAGCGUGGACAGCGGCGCCCCCAACGGGGCGGCCCCGGGGGGAUCCGGCUUCCGCGCCUUCCUGUGUCCCUUGAUCUGUCACAACGGCGGUGUCUGCGUGAGGCCUGACCGCUGCCUGUGUCCCCCGGACUUCGCUGGCAAGUUCUGCCAGUUGCAUUCCUCAGGCGCCAGGCCCCCAGCCCCGGCCAUGCCAGGCCUCACCCGCUCUGUGUACACCAUGCCAGUGGCCAACCACCGCGAUGAUGAGCAUGGCGUGGCGUCCAUGGUGAGCGUGCAUGUGGAGCACCCGCAGGAGGCAUCGGUGGUGGUGCACCAGGUGGAGCGGGUGUCCGGUCCCUGGGAGGAGUCGAACGCCAUGGCGGCGGCGCGGGCGGAGGCGGCGGCCCCCUACACGGUGCUGGCCCAGAGCGCGCCGCGGGAGGACGGCUACUCUGAUGCCUCGGGCUUCGGCUACUGCUUUCGGGAGCUGCGCGGCAGCCAAUGUGCGUCCCCGCUGCCGGGGCUGCGCACCCAGGACGUGUGCUGCAGAGGGGCCGGCCUAGCUUGGGGCGUCCACGACUGUCAACCGUGCUCGGAGCACUUGGGGAGCUCGGACCAGGUGGGAGCCCCAGAUGGACCUUGUCCAACUGGCUUUGAAAGAGUUAAUGGAUCCUGCGAAGAUGUGGAUGAGUGUGCAUCAGGUGGACGCUGCCAGCACGGGGAGUGUGCGAACACCCGUGGAGGAUACACCUGCGUGUGCCCCGACGGCUUCUUGCUUGACUCCUCCCGCAGGAGCUGCAUCUCCCAGCACGUGAUCUCGGAGGCCAAGGGACCCUGCUUCCGGGUGCUCCGCGACGGUGGCUGCUCACUGCCCAUUCUGCGCAACAUCACCAAGCAGAUCUGUUGCUGCAGCCGUGUGGGCAAAGCCUGGGGCCACGGCUGCCAGCUCUGCCCACCAUUCGGCUCAGAGGGUUUUCGUGAGAUCUGUCCAGCAGGCCCCGGAUACCACUACUCAGCUUCUGACCUCCGCUACAACACCAGGCCCUUGGGCCAAGACCCUCCACGAGUCUCCCUCAGCCAGCCCCGUGCUCCACCCUCCACCUCUAGGCCACCCACAGGCUUUCUGCCCACCCGUCACCCAGAGUCUAGGCCUGAGCCUGAGCAUCGGCCUGAGUCUAGAACUGGGCGCCGGCCAGAGAUCCGGCCUGAAAGUAGAUCGGAACCCAGGCCUGAGCGCCUGCCAGACACCCGACCCAGCUCUGAGCGUCCCCGGCCCAGCAUCCCAGCCUGGAUUGGCCCUGAGAUCCCUGAAUCAGGCUCCUCUCCAGGCGUGUGUCAACGCAAUCCCCAGAUCUGCGGCUCCGGACGCUGCAUCCCUCGGGCCAGCGGCUACACCUGUGUCUGUGACUCGGGUUUUCGGCUCAGCCCUCAGGGCACACACUGCCUGGAUGUGGAUGAAUGUCGCCUUGUACCACCGCCCUGUGCUCCCGGCCUAUGCGAAAACACCCCAGGCAGCUACCGAUGCGUGUGUGGCCCGGGCUUCCAGGCCGGCCGUCGGGGGACCGAGUGCCUGGACGUGAACGAGUGCCACCGCGUGCCUCCGCCGUGUGACCGCGGGCGCUGCGAGAACACACCAGGCAGCUUCCUGUGUGUGUGCCCGGCGGGGUACCAGGCUGCGCCCCACGGAGCCAGCUGCCAGGAUGUGGAUGAGUGUGCUCAGAGCCCAGGCCUGUGUGGCCGUGGGGUCUGUGAGAACCUGCCUGGCUCUUUCCGCUGUGUUUGCCCGGUUGGCUUCCGGGGCUCAGCAUGUGAGGAAGAUGUGGAUGAGUGUGCCCAGGACCCCCCGCCCUGUGGGCCAGGCCGCUGCGACAACACAGCUGGUUCCUACCACUGUGCUUGUCCUGCUGGCUUCCGCUCCCGAGGCUCCGGGGCCCCCUGUCAAGAUGUGGAUGAGUGUGCCCGGAGCCCCACACCCUGUGCCUACGGACGGUGUGAGAACACGGAAGGCAGCUUCCAGUGUGUCUGCCCCACGGGCUUCCAACCCAACUCCUCUGGCACUGAGUGCGAGGAUGUGGAUGAGUGUGAGAACCACCUGGCUUGUCCUGGCCAGGAAUGUGUGAACUCCCCUGGCUCCUUCCAGUGCAGGGCCUGUCCUGCUGGUUACCACCUGCACCACGGCCGCUGUACUGACGUGGACGAAUGCAGUUCGGAAGCCUCCUGCGGCCCCCAUGGCCAGUGCACUAACACCGAGGGCUCCUACCGUUGUAGCUGCGCACCUGGCUACCGAGCGCCGACAGAUCACUCAGGGCCCUGCUCAGACGUGAACGAGUGUCUGGAGGGCGACUUUUGCUUCCCCCACGGAGAGUGCCUCAACACCGACGGCUCCUAUGCCUGCACUUGUGCCCCUGGCUACCGGCCCGGACCCCGUGGAGCCUCUUGUCUUGAUGUGGAUGAGUGCAGCGAGGAGGAUCUGUGUCAGGGCGGCAUCUGCACCAACACUGAUGGCUCCUUCGAGUGCGUCUGUCCCCCCGGACACCGCGUCGGUCUAGACCUCGCCUCCUGCCAGGACGUGGAUGAGUGCCGCGAGCGGGGCCCGGCCCUGUGCGGAGCCCAGCGUUGUGAGAACUCCCCCGGCUCCUACCGCUGUGUCCGAGACUGUGACCCCGGUUACCACGCGGGCCCUGAGGGCACCUGUGACGAUGUGGACGAGUGCCAGGAAUAUGGAACAGUGAUCUGUGGAGCCCAGCGCUGUGAGAACACCCCUGGCUCCUACCGAUGCGUGCCGGCCUGUGACCCUGGCUACCAGCCCACACCUGGAGGCGGAUGCCAGGAUCUGGAUGAAUGCCGGAACCGGUCCUUCUGCGGUGCCCAUGCUGUGUGCCAAAACCUGCCUGGCUCCUUCCAGUGCCUCUGUGACCAGGGUUACGAGGGGGCGAGGGACGGGCGUCAUUGCGUGGAUGUGAAUGAGUGUGAAACCCUGCAGGGUGUGUGUGGAGCUGCCCUGUGCGAGAAUGUCGAAGGCUCCUUCCUCUGUGUCUGCCCCAGCAGUCCUGAGGAGUUUGACCCCAUGACUGGACGCUGCGUGCCCCCCCACACUUCUGCUGACACAUUCUCCAGCCCUUUGCAGUCCCAGGGCCCUGCCAGCCCAAGUCUAUCCGCCAGGCUGCCCCCUCCAGCCCUUCCUCGCCGGCCCGGCCCUCCUCGGCAGGGCCCUGUAAGCAGUGGGCGCCGGGAGUGCUACUUUGACACAGCAGCCCCAGAUGCAUGUGACAACAUCCUGGCACGGAAUGUGACAUGGCAGGAGUGCUGCUGCACCAUGGGCGAGGGCUGGGGUAGUGGCUGCCGCAUCCAGCAGUGCCCAGGCACUGAGACCGCCGAGUACCAGUCACUGUGCCCCCAUGGACGGGGCUUCCUGGCGCCCAGUGGUGACCCAAGCCUCCGGAGAGACGUGGAUGAGUGUGAGCUCUUCCGAGAUCGGGUGUGCAAGAGCGGUGUGUGCGUGAACACAGCCCCGGGCUACUCGUGUUACUGUAGCAAUGGCUACUACUACCAUACCCAGCGGAUGGAGUGCAUCGAUAAUGAUGAGUGCGCCGACGAGGAGCCGGCUUGCGAGGGCGGCCGCUGCAUCAACACCGUGGGCUCCUACCACUGCUCCUGUGAGCCUCCGCUGGUGCUGGAUGGCUCGCGGCGCCGCUGCGUCUCUAAUGAGAGCCAGAGCCUUGAUGACAAUCUGGGAGUGUGCUGGCAGGAAGUGGGGGCUGACCUAGUGUGCAGUCGCCCUCGUCUGGACCGCCAGGCCACCUACACAGAGUGCUGCUGCCUCUACGGGGAGGCCUGGGGCAUGGACUGUGCCCUCUGUCCCGCCCAGGACUCAGAUGACUUCGAAGCCCUGUGCAAUGUGCUGCGCCCCCCUGCAUAUGGCCCCCCGCGGCCAGGUGGCUUUGGACUCCCCUACGAGUAUGGCCCGGACCUUGGGCCACCCUACCAGGGCCUUCCCUAUGGACCCGAGGUGUACCCACCGCCCGUGCUCCCCUACGAUCCCUACCCACCGCCCCCUGGGCCCUUCGCCCGCCGCGAGGCACCCUAUGGGGCGCCCCCCUUUGACAUGCCUGACUUCGAGGACGACGGUGACCCCUAUGAUGAACCCGAGGCUCCCCCUCUGCCAGGUCCGCGCCCCCGAUGGCGCUACCGGCCCCGAGACACCCGAGGCUCCUUCCCAGAGCCUGAGGAGGCACAGGAGGGUGGAGGCUAUACAGGUGCCCUGACAGGGCCCUACGAGGGGCUGGAGGCCGAGGAGUGUGGGAUCCUGGAUGGCUGUGCCCAUGGGCGCUGCGUGCGUGUCCCAGAAGGCUUCACAUGUGACUGCUUUGACGGCUACCGCCUGGACACAACCCGCAUGACCUGUGUCGGUGAGGGGCAGGGAGGGGCCACUGGGCAUAGGCAGAGAGAGUGGCAGCCUGGACUAGAGACAUCAACGAGUGUGAUGAGGCCGCAGUGGACGUGCCCCUCUGUGUCAACGCACGCUGUGUCAACACUGAUGGCUCCUUCCGUUGCGUCUGCCGCCCUGGGUUCGCGCCCUCGCACCAGCCGCACCACUGCACGCCUGCCCGGCCCCGGGCCUGAGCCUCCCUGCACACACGGGCCCCUGCCACUCACCCCCCGGCAUCCUGUGCCCGCCUGUGCGCAUGCGCACACGAGGCCACCCCGAGUCCAGGGGACUGGGAGAAGGGCUCAUCGCUCCCUCUGUUCCCCACCUACCACUUGCGCCUGCGGGGCUCUUCAUGUUCAUGCUCAUUUUUAUACAGUUUUUCAAUAAAAUAACACCUAUUUUGUA
Messenger RNA from Erinaceus europaeus (western European hedgehog), 5072 nucleotides. It is a transcript of the gene LTBP4, whose product is annotated as latent transforming growth factor beta binding protein 4. NCBI's taxonomy places the organism in Eukaryota, Metazoa, Chordata, Mammalia, Eulipotyphla, Erinaceidae. The record is from RefSeq and is a predicted model, not a curated record. Bases 69 to 5054 code for a protein of 1661 amino acids. The transcript has 30 exons. Gene Ontology annotation, molecular function: calcium ion binding.